Messenger RNA from Mesorhabditis belari, 891 nucleotides. NCBI's taxonomy places the organism in Eukaryota, Metazoa, Nematoda, Chromadorea, Rhabditida, Rhabditidae. The record is from the annotation of a GenBank genome assembly.
AUGUCACAAUCGGCAAGACUAGCAGAGGCAGAUCAAUGCGAGAAAAAGGCUGCCGAAUGUUUGAAAACCUCGAUGAUCAAACUGAAAUUCAAUCCCGACUAUGACGGUGCUGCCACGGCUUUGGAGAGAGCAUCAGUCUGUUAUAAGAACGCCGGGGAUCCGAAAAAGGCAGCAAAAGUGCUUCAAGAUGCGGCAGGCUAUUAUGAGCAAACGAGGAAUGGGUUUCAUGCCGCAAAGGCAAGAGAAAAUGCAGCAAUAUUGCUACGGGAUGCUGGCGAUACGACGGCCGCUUUCACAUUGCUUGAACAAGCCAUUAACGGUUAUGCUGAAUGCGGAAGUAUGGAUACCGCAGCUUUGUCAAUUGAUCGAGGAGUGAAAUUGGUGGAGAAGGAUCAGCCUGAAAAAGCGAUAAUGCUUUAUGAACGUGGACUUGAAUUAGUGCAGCAAAGUGAUCGCUCGAAAAUGGCUGGAGAAUUUCUUACAGGAAUUACGAAAUUGAGCCUUCGAUUAGAAGAUUACCCUCGAGCAAUACGAUCGAUUCGUAUGGAAAUUGAAAAAUAUGCAGAAGUUAAAGAAUCACUUCGUAUUGGUCAAUUAGCGCUCGGCGCUGUUCUUGUACAGCUAGCUCGUGAAGAUUAUGUUGCAGCACUAAAAGAAUACGCUUGGGCUAUUCAGCAGUGUCCGGACUUUGAACGAACAGACGAUGCCGCGGCGUGUCAGAGUUUAAUUGCGUCAUAUGAAGCUGGUGAUGAUAGCGCUUUCCAGAAUGCCCUCCGGCGUGGAAAUGUGAGAUCAAUGGAUAAUGAUUAUCUUCGCCUUCAAAAGAAGUUGAAAGUUCCGACAGUUGUACGCUCAGAAGGCGGAUUAGAGGAAGACGAUGAUGAUUUGCGA